AUGUUUAAAUUUUAUGUAAUUGAAUUGUUAGAAAAUGACAGGAUAUCUUUAAUGAUAUUAGAUGAGGACUAGAAGAGUAAAUUUUUAUAUUUCAGUCCCUUUUCUGAUGAGAAAACAUCAUUUGUGAAACAUAUUUCUGAUACUAAAAAAGAGCAAUUAAAAGAGGAAAUUAAAAUGUUGGAGAGCAGUUUUCUUUUUAUGUAAGAGACCGCCAAAGAUAAAUCUAUUUCUAAAAUGAUUUAAUUGUAAAAAAAAUUCAAUGCUUAAUAUUUUAACCUAACUAUGAAUGGCCGUACUAUCUAGAAAGUUUUAAUAAAUCAAUAGUAUAUGGCAUUAAAGAAAUUAUAAGCAAAAUAAAAACAAGAGAACAAAAAUGCACAGUAAAAAGAAGAAAACUCAAAACAUCAAAAUAUACAAAAUAACCAACCUAAUGAUGAGGAAAUUUAUAAAUCAAAUGUGGCUAUACUUAUAUAUUAAGGGGAAUCAAGGGAUGAUCUUGAUGAUGCAAUAUCUUACUUCAAUAAACACUAAUUAGUUCCAAUUAUAUUAAUUAAUAGUAAACAACUUUUCUAAUAGUUGUUUAAUAAAACUUAUAUUUAUAAAGCUUACAAGAAAUAGUUUAAUAAAUAUUCAUCUUCCAAAGAGCAUUCCUUUUUUUUAGAAGAGACCUUUGAAAAUAAAGCAAUUGCAUAUUAUUUUGCCUUGUUUAAGUAACCUGAUACAUUGCAAUUAAUUCGAUGGAUAUAUGUAGGAAUAUUGAGUUUCAUUGAUCCAGAAUAUGUUGUGAUAUUAAAGAGCAACUUUAAAUUUGAUUUUCCAGUAACAAAUUUUUUUUCUCUAUUUUGUAAAGAACAAGCGAUAUUUGGUAUUUAAUGGUACGAAAAAUUACAAAUUGAAGAUGAAAACCUGAACCAUUUAUCCUAUUAUCUAGAUAUUCCUUAAAGUAUUAUUGAUUAUCAUUCUAUUUUUAAAAUAAAGUAAUUUCAUAAUCCUCUAUAAUGCAUUUAUAAAUGGAGCCUUAUUUCAAAUUUGAUUCCAGAAUAUUACUCACUAUUAUAAGAAUCCUAACAAAAGAAUUUUGGAGCACUGGAACUAAAUUCAAUUUUACCUAAGUUAAUGUUAGCACAACCAUAAUAAUUAGAUUUGCUUAUCUUAAGGGAGCCAAUCAUCAUUUAACGUCUUAAUAAAUUUUCAGAAAUUAAGUUAAUAGAAUAGUUUAUUGAGACAAGAUAAAAUAUUCAAGAUUAAAUGCAAAACCAUCAAUUAAUCACUUCUGAUUGGAAAAUCUAAUUUAAUAUUCUUUGUUAAAAUAUUUUCUGCAAAUUUCAAUACAUCUAAGGAUAUUUUGCAAUUUCAGUUUGUAAAAUUUAUUAAUAAUUUAAUUAGGUUUUUUUUUUGCUUUUUAUAGUCCCUACCAGCUGAUCUAUAACCUUUUGGAAUAAUCUUCUUUUUAUGCUGUUUUAGCAUUACCAAUCCCUUUGUGUUAUUCUUUCAAUGUUUUUGUAUAUAUUCUAAUUUCUAUUAUAUACAACUCCUAAGAUAAAAUACAAAUUAGAAAUAAAGCUCAAAGAAUUUCUUACAAUUUGAGGUAUGAUAAAUCUCAUUCAAUCGAGUUGGAAUCAUUCCAUGAGAAAGUCGAUAUACAUUGUUAAGAGACAUUUUAAUUGGAAAAAGACAACGUUUAUUUUGAAUUUGAAUAUGAAGAAAAAGGUGAUACAAUUUUGGAAUUGGAACUUGAAAAACCCAUUUUUAUGAAGGAUAAAAAUCAUGAAUGUUAAUUGGAGGCUCCCUUACCUUAUCUUUUUGAAGUUAAUAAAUUAUUUAUAGGAUUAAUUGGCUUUUAAAAAAUACUAGAUUUUGCUGUAUUUUUAUUUACUUUUUUCAAUCUAAUAUUGUCAUAUGGAAAACAGCUUUGGGAAUACUCAGUGAUUUAUUAAAGUAUAAUAUUGUUCUUUGUAAUUUUUGUAAUUUUUAUAGAAUGGGUUUAAAAACGUGGUAAUUUAUUAAUAUACACUUUUAAUUUUUCAUUUUUGACUUAUUUUUGGUAAAUUUAGAAUUACAACAGCAAAAAAUAUUUACCAUAAAUUUAAGUAGGAAGGAAAAAGUAGUUGGCUUAAUUAUUGUUGACUAAUUCAAUUGCUUUAUAUUUUUUUAUUGCCAUUGAGUCUUAUUAUAAUUAUUCAGGAUAUAUAUUUUUAGGAAUUUUAGGAUACUUGUUUAUCAUUUCUACCUUAUCUGGAAUUUAAUACUUCCUAUUUUAGAAAAACUCUCAAUAAAAAAUUUAAUUAAACAAUGCAUACUAAAUUAAUGAAAAUAAACAGCCAAGACACCAAGUUGCAGUUUAAUUUAAUAAGUUAAAUAUAAACAAUUAUAUAGAAAUAGCUAGAAUAUUUAUAACAUUAAAUGAAUAAAAAAAUGAAAUAUAUAAGGCAAUAAAAAAUUUUAAUGAACAUGAAUCUUAAGACUCUUAGAAGGAUAAUAUCAAAUAGAAUUAAAUAUAGUAAUAAUAACCUCAUAAUUAUUAAUUUUAACAAUAUGCGCCCUCAAAUAUGGAUAGAUAGUCUUAGAAAUCGAAUAUUGAAAAUCAAAAUAAUCUACAAAAUUAUGAAAAAAAUAAUAAGAAUAUCAAAAACUGA
Paramecium octaurelia is the source of this 2636-nucleotide messenger RNA. Lineage: Eukaryota; Ciliophora; Oligohymenophorea; Peniculida; Parameciidae. The record is from the annotation of a GenBank genome assembly.